CCAGCAGUCUGCUUUCACAGUUCAAAUGGAUGAGCCCUGUGGUGAGAGGGAGAAGGAAUUUCUUAGCCUUAAAAAGGUGCAAUGUGAGGACAAGAGAUGGGACUUCAAUUCGGCUGUCUCCCUACCAGCCACAAGCAGACCUUUGGUGCCCUGCAAUCAAACAAUGGAUGUCAGAUUUGAAGCUUCUCUUCCCCUGGAAACAUCCAUGAAGCUGGAAGCCCCCCGAAAACUACCAAACAUCAUGGAAGUCUCUGACUACGCAGAAGACAUCUAUCUUUACCUGAGGGAAAUGGAGGUGAAAUUUAAACUGAAUGUGGAUUACAUGAAGAACCAGCCAGACACCAUUGAGAACUUGAGGGUUCUCUUACUGAACUGGCUCGUGGUUGCGGGGCAAUUACUGGAGCUCCAGAAUGAGACUCUGCACUUGGCUGUGAACUAUUUCAAUCGGUACCUCUCCUUAGAGCCAGUGUCCCCUGAGACGCUUCAGCUGCUGGGCAUUGCUGCCUUGCGCCUUGCCACAAAGUUUGAAGAAGCCUACCCACUCCGAAUAAUUCAGCUUAUUCACCACAGGGCUGGCCAAUACACUAAGAAGCAGAUCUCAGAAAUGGAGUGCAGGAUGCUGCAAGUGCUGGCUUUUCACCUUGCCCUGCCCACAAUCAAUCAGUUCCUCACUCAGUAUUUCCUUCAUCAACAGCAGCCCAACCCUCAUGUGGAAAGUUUAGCCAUGUUUCUGGGAGAGCUGUGUUUAGUUGAUACGGUCACCUAUCUGAAGUAUCUCCCCUCAGUUACGGCAGGAGCUGCAUUUCAUCUAGCACUCUACACGGUCACUGGGAAGAGCUGGCCCGAGUCAUUGGUCCAGAAAACCGGAUAUACCCUGGAAACUCUUAAGCCAUGUCUCAUGGACCUUCAUUGGACCUACUUCAGCACAUCACAGCAUGCUGUAUAUUCCAUACCAGAAAAAUACAGAAAGCCAAUGUACCAUGGUGUAGCACACAUCCCACCUCCAGAGACACUCAACUUGGAGUGAGCAAGAGACUCAGAGCUGAAACUCCAACAGAAGCCUUGCUGUGCAAUUUUUAUUAUCGGCCCCAUUUUGUUCACAAAGAAUCACUAGCUGAAGGACAGUAAAUUUUUUUUUCAGCCCUUUACUUUUCUGUAUGUCUAUCACACUGUUUUAAAUGUAUUUUUUUUUUUGUAGAUAUCAUAUAGUGGGAUUUUGGCUUUGAGUCCAUUCUUCUAUUUUCUUCCAUUUUAUGGGGGUUUAUCCUGUUCACAUUUACAGUUAUGAUGACUAAUUGUGUUGCAUGGUACUUGUAUAUAUUAUGUUAAAUAUUUCCCAUUUAUAUUUUAAUCUGCUUUUGUCUGAUACUAGAGAACCAUGAAUUUUAUAUCUCUGGUCUAACUUAUUAGACUGUGACAACACUUCUUGAAUAGAGAGAUAAAUAAAGUAUUUUCUAAGUACUUAGUGGUUUGGUUCGGUUUUUCUUUUUUUUAAUUUAUUUUUUUCAGUUACAUG
Messenger RNA from Monodelphis domestica (gray short-tailed opossum), 1516 nucleotides. The record is from RefSeq and is a predicted model, not a curated record. NCBI's taxonomy places the organism in Eukaryota, Metazoa, Chordata, Mammalia, Didelphimorphia, Didelphidae.